UGGUAUGCAAUGGCUAUGCACUUAACCUCAAUGAUUUACUUUAAUGUUACCAUGUUUUUGAAUGUUUUGGAAGUUAAGUUGAAUGCGGAAGUAUGUUUACCGGUCGUUAUUUGCAAUUUUGUGGCAGAAUUAUAAAACGUUGUUACUUUAUGCCAAUUACAACGGUAAACCUGAGAAAUUUUAGCAAUCAGCGAAAUAGAGGUGCUGACGACCCCCAAGAUUCUAAUAUACCGGUAGGGCUUGGAAGUAAAUACAAAGUUUUUCGAGAUGACGACUCCGUAGAAAUAUUGGAUGUAGAUGAAGAACAAUUAAAAAAUGAAGAGCAAAUUCAGAAAGAAAAGUUACAGGAGUAUGAUGAAUACAAAGGAUUAAAUCUUGAGAGAGGCGAAACUGGUGUUUUUGAAAUUGAGGAUCUUAUUGAAGUUCUGAAGAGAGACAAUGCUGAAGAUGUUUUUGUGGUUGAAUUACCCAAAGAAAUUAAUUUCGUGAAGUAUAUUUGUAUUGUCACUGGCAAAUCAAGGCGACAUAUGUUGGCAAUAGCACAAUUCGUUCGAAAAUUAUAUAAACGUAAAAUGCAUGACACAGAUUUAAUACCAAAAAUAGAAGGAAAAGAUUCAGAUGAAUGGCUUGCUUUAGAUUUAGGUAAUAUUGCAUUACAUAUUUUCUCUAAUGAGGCAAGAUGUAAAUAUGAUUUGGAUUCUUUAUGGGCGGUGGGUUCCGAAUAUGAUCCAGAAUCUAAUAAACAAGACCCACUUGUUGAUUUAUUAGAAAAACACUCGAUUUAUUUAAGUGAUUUAAAACCCGCCAGUUAAGAAAUUUGUUUUGUAAUUGUAGUAAGGAAACGUUUGGCCAAAAUUGGCCUAAUUGUGGAAUCGUGGUUUAAACAAUAUUUAAUCGUAAGUGGGUUACUGGAUGAGAAACUCCAUAUAUGUUGAGAAAAACCCCCUAAGUGGCCAUAAAUAAAAUGAAUGUGAAGAUUUUUGUAAGAAUGCACUAAAAUUGUCCAAACUAAUUUGAAUGUAAAUAAAAAUGGUUUUGUAUUUUUAAUGAA
This is a messenger RNA of Agrilus planipennis (emerald ash borer), 1051 nucleotides long. RefSeq lists its product as uncharacterized. Gene Ontology annotation, cellular component: mitochondrion. Bases 93 to 812 code for a protein of 239 amino acids. NCBI's taxonomy places the organism in Eukaryota, Metazoa, Arthropoda, Insecta, Coleoptera, Buprestidae. Gene Ontology annotation, molecular function: ribosomal large subunit binding. The record is from RefSeq and is a predicted model, not a curated record. Gene Ontology annotation, biological process: negative regulation of translation; negative regulation of ribosome biogenesis. The transcript has 3 exons.